AUGACUGAAAAAUUACCUUCCUUGCCACAGAAGAAUAUCCUGCUUCUCAUCGCCGAUGACCUAGGUCAUAAUUUAGGCUGCUAUGGCGCCGCAGUAAAGACCCCAAACAUCGAUGCCUUUGCAGCUCAAAGCGUCCUCUUCACCCAUGCCUUCACCAGCACGGCAUCCUGCAGUAACAGCCGCUCAGUCAUCUAUACAGGCCUACACACGCAUCAAAACGGACAAUUUGGACUAGCGGGCAAACAACACCAUUUCGUCAUCUUCGACCAGAUCAAGACCUCACCUGCAUUCUUCCGCGAGCAGGGGUAUUUGACUGCAUUGAUUGGGAAAAUGCAUGUGGGGCAUGAGAGAUCGUAUCCUUGGGAAAUCAAAGAGGAGAGCGGGAGUCGUGAUGGAGCAUGGAUGGCUGAUAGAGCUGGUGGUGUGUUUGAGAGGGCUAAAGAGGAGGAGAGGCCGUUUUUUCUCACGGUGGGAUAUAUUGAUCCGCAUCGAGCUAUGACGAGGUCGGGGUUUGGCAAUGACUUGUCUUAUGAUGCUAGGAUCAAGGAUGUUGUGUAUGAGCCGAAGGACAUUGAGGUGCCGGAGUACAUCAACAAUAUUGACGAGACUAGAUUCGAAUUCUCCGAGUACUAUCGCGCCAUCAGUCGUUUGGAUCAGGGCAUAAGUCUUAUCCUUGACAAAUUGCAGGCUUCGGGGCUCGCUGAUGAUACUCUGGUCGUCUUCCUCAGCGACAACGGUCCGCCCUUUCUGAACUCAAAGACAACGCUGUACGAUGCGGGUAUUCAUCUGCUGUUCAUCGUGCGGAACCCAAAAGCCAGCAUCAAAGGCAUCGAGAAUCCAAACAUGAUUACCUACGUCGACAUCUUCCCUACAUUCCAAGACUGGGCCGGGAAAACAUACACACCAAACUUAGACGCGCCGCAUGCACCAAAGAAACUUGCAGGACAAUCAUUUCUCCCAAUUUUGGAAAAAUCAUCUCUCCUACCCGAAGAUAUAUGGAAGCACCACAUCUUCGGCUCACACACAUUCCACGAGUCCACAAACUACUGGCCCACGAGAAUUCUACGCACCAGGAGAUACAAAUACCACCGUAAUGUAGCCUGGCGCCUCGAUUUUCCCUUCUCGGCUGACCUGUACGGCUCCCUGGCCUGGGACGGCAUAAGGCACUCGCAGCCAAAAGGCAAAGAAGCGGACAUAAAAGUCGGUCAGCGAAAGCUCCGAGACUACAUCUUCCGGCCGCCAGAAGAGCUUUAUGAUCUUGAGAAUGAUGUUCUAGAAAUCUCAAAUUUGGCUAGCAAGGAAGAGUAUCGUGAGCUUCUAUUGGAGAUGAGGAGGAAAUUGGAGGAGUGGCAGGAGGAGACGUUGGAUCCUUGGUUGUAUCGUGAUGGGGUCAGUAAGAGAUUUAUACAGCAUCAUCUUGAUGCUGGAAUGAUCGUUCCUGAGAGGUUCGAUUUGGAUCUCGACAACGUGCGCGUUCGAGACUAG
This is a messenger RNA of Aureobasidium subglaciale EXF-2481, 1485 nucleotides long. RefSeq lists its product as uncharacterized. Gene Ontology annotation, molecular function: arylsulfatase activity. The record is from RefSeq and is a predicted model, not a curated record. Bases 1 to 1485 code for a protein of 494 amino acids. NCBI's taxonomy places the organism in Eukaryota, Fungi, Ascomycota, Dothideomycetes, Dothideales, Saccotheciaceae. The transcript has a single exon.